AUGAAUGGGCGGAAGAAGAAUCCCAAGAUUGCUGUGCCUGUGCAGAACUGCUACAAAGUGACUAAUGGGGCCUUUACUGGGGAGAUCAGCCCUGGCAAAAUCAAAGACUGCAGAGCCAGAUGGGUGGUCCUGGGGCACUCAGAGAGAAGGCAUGUCUUUGGGGAGUCAGAUGAACAGAUUGGGCAGAAAGUGGCCCAUGCUCUGGCAGAGUUACUUGGAGUAAUCACCUGCAUUGGGAAGAAGCUAGAUGCAAGGGAAGCUGGCAUCACCAAGAAGGUUGUUUUCGAGCAGACAAAGGUCAUCGCAGAUAAGGUGAAGGACUGGAGCAAGGUCAUCCUGGCUUAUGAGCCUGUGUGGGACAUUGGUACUGGCAAAACUGCAACACCCCAAAAGGCCCAGGAAGUACAAAAGAAGCUCCAAGGAUGUCUUAAAUCCAACAUCUCUGAUGUGGUUCAGAGCACCCGUAUCACUUAUGGAGGCUCUGUGACCAGGGUAACUUGCAAGGAGCUGGCUAGCCAGCCUGACGUGGAUGGCUUCCUCCUGGGUGGUGCUUCCCUCAAGCCUGAAUUCGUGGAUAUCAAUGCCAAACAAUGA
This is a messenger RNA of Mandrillus leucophaeus (drill), 594 nucleotides long. RefSeq names its product triosephosphate isomerase-like. Gene Ontology annotation, molecular function: triose-phosphate isomerase activity. Bases 1 to 594 code for a protein of 197 amino acids. Gene Ontology annotation, cellular component: cytosol. The record is from RefSeq and is a predicted model, not a curated record. Lineage: Eukaryota; Metazoa; Chordata; Mammalia; Primates; Cercopithecidae. The transcript has 2 exons. Gene Ontology annotation, biological process: glycerol catabolic process; glyceraldehyde-3-phosphate biosynthetic process; glycolytic process.